UUGACAAUUGAAAUUUAACUUGCUAAUAUGUAUGUUUUGCCGGCUACUCGAAGAGAGCUUCGGCGCGAUUUUGCCCCGUAAUUUUAGCUGUUAUGAGAAUAUUACGCAGUGAUUUGUCAGACCUAUUUAUAGCGUGUAUGGUGCAGUUUCACAACACGCUUCUGCAUGGUGAUAACGCUGUAACGGUCAAUCCAAACCGCAGCCGGUAGCCCGUUUCUCUUUUGUCGGUGUAUUCUAUGUUGUCCAUCAUGCAAUUUGUGUAUAUUUCUCUCCCAACUCUGAUGCUGGUUUUAACGACCGGCAGUGUAAAAAGCCUUGAAUAUGUGAUGUUUGGAGUGAACAGCGCGCGGUCUAACAGUUCGUUUCCCGUAUCCAUUCUGGUGCUCAACGCCACAUCGGAUGUGCGCAUCGAUAUGGCGCUGAUUGGAAGGCCCCCUGCCACAUCGUACGAGAGUUCUAAUUAUGGUGGUCCUUACGGUGCUGAAUACUCGUAUCUACUGCCUUACACGUCCUUGAAAGGCGACAGAUGGUCGGUGUUCGAGGCAUCGGCCGUCAUCCACGCCAAUAAACUGGCUCACCUGGAGAUCGAUGUGGGUGACCUUUCCAAAGUGUCUAAAGAAACUUUGAUGUUUGUCCUUAACGGAUCGGACUCAUCAGACUCGUUCCGUACCGGGUUUUCCCCCAUUAGUAUCGACAACAGCGAGACGACGAGGCCAGAGACAAAACCGAAAACCAAGCGCAAUCGUUGUUUUCAUACAGACUGAUCAGCCGCUGUACAGAGCUAACGACACUGUGCGCUUCCGCGUCGUGUCGGUGGAAUCGGUGGACGGCCAACUACGGCCGCUGUUCGUGCCCUUUAACGUGCAG
Paramacrobiotus metropolitanus is the source of this 867-nucleotide messenger RNA. RefSeq lists its product as uncharacterized. Bases 237 to 764 code for a protein of 175 amino acids. The record is from RefSeq and is a predicted model, not a curated record. NCBI's taxonomy places the organism in Eukaryota, Metazoa, Tardigrada, Eutardigrada, Parachela, Macrobiotidae. The transcript is spliced from 2 exons.